Molecule: messenger RNA, 1961 nt
Organism: Ciona intestinalis (vase tunicate)
Lineage: Eukaryota; Metazoa; Chordata; Ascidiacea; Phlebobranchia; Cionidae
Source: RefSeq, a predicted model, not a curated record
UUUGCUUCGUUGUGUUAUAAUACUUUGUUUCUCUGCAUUAAAAUAGUUUUUCUUUAUUAUAACCAAAAAUAAAAUAUUAAACUUGUUUUGUAAAUCGCGAAACCUUGCGGAAAUAAUCAAGUAAAAGCAAGGUGUCGUAGGGAAAACCCCUAAACUAUAACCAAAAAGUUUGGUUUGUUUACAAAACAUUUGGAAUCAAAACGAAGUAACGAAGAUGUUUAAUUUUCCUGGAUUGCCCGAGCAUUUGGUGGAAGAUGUUAUGACGUGUGGUUUUCUUGGAACGAAAGACGUUUUGAAUCUCGGAUCAACUUGCAAGAAAUUGUGGGGGAUCUCAAAACGAAAUCUGGUUUGGAAAAAGUUGUUUAAAUUAAAGUUUCCAUAUUUAUUAAACAAAGAAAGUAAUCUUGAGGUUGUUCUCCAGUCAUUGGUUAUAACUGAUGGGUCAAAUACGUUGGUUGGAAAUCACUGGAUGGAUGUUUAUCACCAAACCAACUUAAUAAUUAAAGCGUUAAACGAAAUAUCAACCACACAUAACACAAACCUCCAACUUGACGAUGAAGAUUUUGAAACUUUGCUGAAUUAUUCGAAACAAUUCACGUUUAAACUUGUGUUGUGUAUAUUAAGAUGUUUGGUUGAUAAGCCACGCGACCUCACAACAACUUACUACGCAAACAAAGCUUUGGUUUAUCUCAAAUGUUGUUCUUUAACGGAAGAAAUUAAACAACUCGUUGAAACUCCCGACCCCUCGAUGACCCUCCUAAUGCAAGGGGCAAUGCUCGUCUCUGAUUGGUUCAAAGUUCAAACCGAUAUUGACCAAUCAGAAGUAAAGGAUUUCAUUCGAACCUCAGCACAACUCAUCCGUGACAGGUCAUGUGACCUCACCCUGCUACAAGCGGCCAAUCACAUCUUCCAACAAAACUUCAGCGGAAAUCAACAAAACUAUUAUGACAUCAGCAAUUCAUUUAUUGAUGAUGUCAUAAAGACACAACGGGGAAUCCCGAUCACCCUUUGUUUAAUAUUUCGUGAAAUAUCAUCGCACGUUGGUUUGAACCUUCACCCCGUUGCUUGUCCCAGCCACUUCCUGCUAAGAAUGACAAACCCUGGGGGCCACAAAUUUAUCGACGUUUUUAACGAUGGGAAAGUUCAAACAUUUGAAGAACUCGGGUUGAAAGAAGAAUUGUUGAAAACGACGACAAAUGUUGAAGUUUUGUCACGGAUAUGUCGCAAUAUUAAUGCACAUUCCAAGUAUAACAAUACAACGGAUCCCAGUUUGGCUGAAAGAGUUUUGAACUUGAGCGUUUUACUCGAACCAACAUCAGAAAUUAACCGAGCUGAACGUUUGAAGUUUUUGUUUCGAAUAAAUAAGAAUCUUCACACGAUGUUGGAGGAUAAUACGUUGGUGGGCGAAGAGUUUCGGGGGGUGGCCGGUAUCGCUUCACGUGAGGUGAUAGAAGCACGAAUAUUAUCAAGCAUCAAAUUAAAAAUGAAGGAAAAGAAAAAAACUCGGAAAAUAAAAUUCAGAUCGGCCGAUGAAAAUGCCCGAGUCAUGUUUUCGGUUGGAACGGUGACUCGGCACUUAAAGUACGGCUACGUAUGCGUUGUGAGGGGUUGGGACAACUACUGCGAUAUGUCGGUAAGAUGGCAACGACUGAUGGGGAUUCCUCAGUUAAAUGAUGGGGCGACACAACCAUAUUAUAAUGUGUUGGUUCACGAAGAUGGAUCAGAAAGGUAUGCGGCGCAAGAAAACUUGGAAGUGUUGAAAGGAGGGUUGGCGGUCGAACACGAGGAAAUUGGAAAGUAUUUUCAAUCAAUUAAACAUGAUGAUGGGAAAAUAUAUUAUGAACCAAAUCAACAACUUAAACUUGAAUAUCCUGAAGACAUGGCCCAUACAAUAACAUUGUGUCAGCAAUAAGUGUUGUAUACAUAUAUAUAUAUACUCUGUAAUAAAUAUAACAGCUCAU